GUAUAUCUACGAAUUCAAUGAAAAUUUCAAACGGAUGGAUAAUGUCUAUAACUCAAAUUAAUACAUGUGUGCAUAUUCAUGAUAGUUAUCGUAUCAGUUCUAUAUGCUCGGUGAACGCUAAGUACAUUUAUUAAAGUGAUGGUAGAGAGAAUUUAAACUCCACCCGCAAAUCGUAAAUCUAAACAGUCAAUUUAAAGUUAGUUUACCCUGUAAUUGAUAAAGAAGUGAGCGUUGUAAGAAGUGGUUUGUGUUCAGUGGAUAGUACCGGGUGCAGCUAGGAUGGUGGCCGGAGACGUGACGCGCAGGGCCUCCAUCACAGCGCCCUCCAUGCACAGGAGGCCCUCGGCUAGAAGAGGUUCACUCAUCAAAAACCCACAGUCGCAAUCACAGGAAGUGCCAUGGGACAUCAUCGAUCGCUGCGCGCUGCCGGUGGUGCUGUGCCAUGCGCUAGCCGUGGUGCUGUCCACGGUUCUGAACGCGCUCCACCUCAGCCAGAUCUCCGUGUUCACGCUUUUCCUCUGGUUCGCCAUCUCUGUUACCGGCUCACUCUGGUUCUACCACAAUCUGCAGGUGACUGCGGCCGGGAAGGCAGUGUUAGUGACGGGCUGCGACAACGUCCUAGGCAAUGCGCUGGCGCGCCGGCUGGACGACCUGGGCUACCACGUGUUCGCCGGCUUCCAAAAUAAAGCUGGCAACAUCGACGCAGACAUGCUAAAAGAGGACUGUUCCGGCCGACUGCACACACUGCAGCUUGACUGCACUUCUGAAACGCAGAUUCUUUCAGCGUCUCUAUACAUAGUGGACCAUCUGCCAGAUGGCGCGCAGGGGCUGUGGGCAGUCGUCAACUGCGAGUCGUGGUGUGCUCUCGGCGAGCUCGAGUGGGUGCCGUUCUCAGUCAUCAAGCGAGCGAUGGAGGUCAACCUUUUGGGUCCGGCCCGCCUAGUGCAAGUGAUGUUGCCGCUAGUGAGACGAGCGCGCGGGCGCGUCGUGCUGGCCUCCUCCAUCCUGACGCACGUGGCGGCGCCCGUGCGCGGCGUGCACACCGCCUCGCUCGCCGCGCUUGACGCACUCGCCGCCUGCCUCCGCAGGGAACUGAAACCGAGAGGCGUCGACGUUGUGGUAGUGGCGGCUGGAGAGUACACGACCGGCAGCGCCUGGCUGUCUGAAGAGAAGCUGCUGGAGCAGGCACGGGACAUGUGGAAGCGGCUCAGCGACGAGCAGAAGGGCGCGUACGGGGAGGACUACUUCGAGCAGGCCCUGCGCAGCCUCGAGAAAUACACCAAAAGCGCGGAUGCGGACUUGACAGCAGUGACUCGUGCGCUGAGCGAUGGUGUGACACGCACCUUCCCGCUGGCUCGGUACACGCCCGUCUCUCCCAGAGAGAAGCUAAAGUCUCUGCUCGCCGAACACAUGCCACGCUCUCUGUACGAAGGUCUCUACUCUGACUAAACAGCGACUUCACCACAAAUAAUUCGAUGUCCAAUUCAUUAUGUAACAUCAAUCAAUUUCAACGUCAGGAAGAAUUUUCUUUAGGGUGUUCGCCUACAUCAUAAUAAGUACAUAUAUCGCUCGAGACGAAGUUUUUUUAUUUAUAGAAUCAUCUAAUUCGCUACUGUUCCUAACUUAAUAAAAACUUAAAGGGAUAAAGUAGCCAUUCCCAAAUGAGGCCAGCGAAGUAGUCUAGAGCCACACAAGUUACGUAAGCUUUUUAGCCGGUGCAAGUUUGCUGAUCAUUUAGGCGGACUUCUCCCUACUUGAACACGUUUUCAAAGUGUCUCGUUAGCGGAAAAGUUCUAACCUACUGCUACAGACACCAAUGAAUGAGUAGGAUUGUAGAUAUAGUACAUUGUAGCUUUACAUCCUAAACGGGCCCUAGAGUCGUUAACAAAAAGCUAACCGUCGUCAAUUUUAUCUUGAUUUUAGAUUAGAAAAUGUAAAAAUCCAUUUGAAGUUUGAAAUGUUCAUAAUAAUAUUUAUAUGACCUUAACAAAUUACCAUAACUAUAUAUAGAGUAUAUACCAAUAAAUAAGUUAAUAAAACAGAAUGUAGUUUUGAUUUCGUAGAGCUCAUUUUCAUAUUCAAUUAAAUGUCUGGCCUCAGACAGCGGCUUAAUUAUAAAUAAUUUGUUUUUAAUUAUUAGUCCAGUUCAGACAGCAUGAGAACCACAUUAAUAAUACGGCUGGCCUGAUACAUGGCUAUUGUUAGAUUUCUCAUUACUUAUUGGCACUCAAUCAUGCCUGUCAACCGCACAUGCUCUCAUUAAUUUUCGCAUUUAAUUAAAAAUGGUUUUCAUAGUUCGAAUGUCGAUAUAAGAUUUUUUCAUUAUGUGACAGAAUAUUGUGUAUUUAAGUGUAUAUUCAUUAUGAUUUGAUUGGUCCGUACGCUUGAAGAGUUGUUAUUCAUAUUGUGUUUGGAAACACAUUUAUCACUUUAUGUUUAAGUAUUCACCUCAAAAGUGUGUCCUUAUUUAUUCAUGCUUUUCAGUUUGUACGUAAGUUAUUGUGAAGUGUAAAGUUGCCGACUAAGUAGCGCCGCGGAUGAUAAGAUUUAAAAAUGCAUCAAGUUGAAACCGCGCAGUACGUUUAAGUAAGACGGUAUAGUCGUGUUUUUAUGUUAUCUGUGUAACAUUAUAAAGAUGUGUUUUUUAAUAAAAUCUUGUUGUAAUAGAA
Molecule: messenger RNA, 2669 nt
Organism: Plodia interpunctella (Indianmeal moth)
Lineage: Eukaryota; Metazoa; Arthropoda; Insecta; Lepidoptera; Pyralidae
Exons: 8
Coding region: 280-1449 (389 amino acids)
Biological process (GO): steroid metabolic process
Cellular component (GO): intracellular membrane-bounded organelle
Molecular function (GO): oxidoreductase activity
Source: RefSeq, a predicted model, not a curated record